Molecule: messenger RNA, 2534 nt
Organism: Balaenoptera acutorostrata (minke whale)
Lineage: Eukaryota; Metazoa; Chordata; Mammalia; Artiodactyla; Balaenopteridae
Gene: JPH3
Product: junctophilin 3
Exons: 5
Coding region: 272-2491 (739 amino acids)
Biological process (GO): regulation of synaptic plasticity
Cellular component (GO): plasma membrane; endoplasmic reticulum membrane; junctional membrane complex
Source: RefSeq, a predicted model, not a curated record
GCUGGUCAGGCUCCGCGGCGCAGCUCGAAAAUGAAUAAUCGCCCCCAAUUGACUUAAAUUCCACCGAAGCCGGCGCCGCGGCCGCCCGCCGCCCGGGACCUGCUCGCUGUGUUUUUUGCUUUCUCCAUUCUUCCUUAAAAAAAAAAAAAAAAAAAAAAAACCAAAACAAAACCAGCCAGCCAGCCAACCAAGACUCCGGUUUGUUGAUCGCCUUUUUUUUUUUUUUUUUUUUUUUUCACCGUUUGCGGGAUUUGCAAACCGAGUUACAUGCAUGUCCAGUGGGGGUAGGUUUAAUUUUGACGAUGGAGGGUCCUACUGUGGAGGCUGGGAGGACGGCAAGGCGCACGGCCAUGGCGUCUGCACCGGCCCCAAGGGCCAAGGCGAAUACACCGGCUCGUGGAGCCACGGCUUCGAGGUACUGGGCGUCUACACCUGGCCCAGCGGCAACACGUACCAGGGCACUUGGGCGCAGGGCAAGCGCCACGGCAUCGGCCUGGAGAGCAAGGGGAAGUGGGUGUACAAGGGCGAGUGGACGCACGGAUUUAAGGGGCGCUACGGGGUGCGGGAGUGCACGGGCAACGGGGCCAAGUACGAAGGGACCUGGAGCAACGGGCUGCAGGACGGCUACGGCACCGAGACCUACUCCGAUGGAGGGACCUACCAGGGCCAGUGGGUCGGCGGCAUGCGUCAGGGCUACGGCGUGCGGCAGAGCGUCCCCUACGGCAUGGCAGCGGUCAUCCGCUCGCCCCUGAGGACCUCCAUCAACUCCCUGCGCAGCGAGCACACCAACGGCGCCGCGCUGCACCCCGACGCCUGCCCCACCGUGGCCAGCAGCCCGGCCGUGUCCCGGGGGGGCUUCGUGCUCGUGGUGCACAGCGACUCCGAGAUCCUCAAGAGCAAGAAGAAGGGGCUGUUCCGGCGCUCGCUGCUGAGCGGGCUGAAGCUGCGCAAGUCGGAGUCCAAGAGCAGCCUGGCCAGCCAGCGCAGCAAGCAGAGCUCCUUCCGCAGCGAGGCCGGCAUGAGCACCGUCAGCUCCACGGCCAGCGACAUCCACUCCACCAUCAGCCUGGGUGAGGGCGAGGCCGAGCUGUCAGCCAUCGAGGACGACACCGACGCCACCACCACCGAGACCUACGUGGGCGAGUGGAAGAGUGACAAGCGCUCGGGCUUCGGCGUGAGCCAGCGCUCGGACGGGCUCAAGUACGAGGGCGAGUGGGCUGGCAACCGGCGGCACGGCUACGGCUGCAUGACCUUCCCCGACGGCACCAAGGAGGAGGGCAAGUACAAGCAGAACAUCCUCGUGAGCGGCAAGCGCAAGAAUCUCAUCCCGCUGCGUGCCAGCAAGAUCCGCGAGAAGGUGGACCGGGCCGUGGAGGCGGCCGAGCGGGCGGCCACCAUCGCCAAGCAGAAGGCGGAGAUCGCGGCCUCCAGGACCUCCCACUCCCGGGCCAAGGCCGAGGCGGCCCUCACCGCGGCUCAGAAGGCCCAGGAGGAAGCGCGCAUCGCCAGGAUCACUGCCAAAGAGUUCUCCCCUUCCUUCCAGCACAGGGAAAACGGGCUCGAGUACCAGCGGCCAAAGCGUCAGCGUUCCAGUGACGACAUCGAGGUCAUCUCCACCGGGACACCCUUACAGCAGGAGAGCCCAGAGCUGUACCGCAAGGGCACCACCCCCGACGACAGCCCCCUGCAGAGCUUCCCCGCCAGCCCCACAGCCACCCCUCCACCGGCCCCUGCCUCGAGGAACAAGGUGGCCCACUUCUCCCGGCAGGUCUCGGUGGACGAGGAGCGGGGUGGGGACAUCCAGAUGCUCCUGGAGGGCCGGGGAGGGGACUGCGCCCGGAACAGCUGGGGAGAGGAGAAGGCCGGGGGCUCCAGGGGCGUCCGCAGCGGUGCCCUCCGCAGCAGCCAGCCCGCAGAAGCCUUCCGGGCCCGGGGCCCAGGCCACAGGCAGCCCAGCAACCCCAAGCCCCGGGAGCGGCGGACGGGGUCCCCCACCACGUUCUCCUGGACUUCCCACCACCGGGCCGGCAACCCCGGCCCGGGGAGCAGCAAGCUGCUGGAGCUGGACGAGGAGAAGCUGAGCAGCUACGAGAUGGAGAUGAAGCCCCUACUGCGGAUGGACUCCUACGCGCAGGAGGUGCACCCCCCGAAAGGACGCUACAGCAAGGGGGGCGCCGAGGACCGGGGCUUCGGGGCCCAGAGGCUGCGCUCCACGGCCCAGAACAAGGAGCACGCCAGGCCGGCCUCGUGCACGGAGCCGGCCGUUCAGAGGCUGGAGAGCCUGCGGCUGGGGGACCGGGCGGAGCCCCGGCUGCUGCGCUGGGACUUGACCUUCUCUCCGCCCCAGAGGUCCUCACCGGUGGCGCUGGAAUCGGAUGAGGAGAAUGGGGAUGAGCUCAAGGCCGGCACGGGCUCGGCGCCUAUCCUGGUCGCCAUGGUGAUCUUGCUAAACAUCGGAGUCGCCAUUUUGUUUAUUAACUUUUUCAUCUGAGGAGAUUGUCGCAUUAGCAAAAGCAGCUGGUGUACAAACGGGG